CCGAUCGGCGUCCCAAUGAGUUCCGCGCCGGCCGACGACCAAGCCACACGUUUCUGAUUACGUCAACAAUAUUAUAGUGAGGAGUGGACGUGGAACGUGCCAGAUCUUGAGGAGUCAAUUGGUGCAAUCAUCUCGUUACGAGUAAACAAACCAGUUAGCAACAUGAAGAGGCGGUGGUUACCCGCACUGGCUUGUUUUUGCACGUGGAUUGCCGUAAUCGAAGCAAAUGCAGUUCCUACUCAGACCCAGGACACUAUGGUGAUAGCUAAAUCGGACAAUGGCCCCACGGACCCAAGUACAAAUGUGUCCAGUCACGAAACUGCUACGGCUGAACCAGUACCACCUGUGAAACUAACUGAGAUGGAGGUAACGUCGGACAUAGCCUUGCGAUACGCGCACACGGCUGUGGUCACACGCGUACGGAAUCCGGCCAAGCGCUCUCAGGAGGCCACGUUCAAGAUAUUAUUACCUGAUACAGCUUUCAUCAGUGGAUUUAUCAUGACACUGGAUGGAAAAUCUUACAAGGCAUAUGUGAAAGAAAAAGAAGAGGCUAAGAACAUUUACAACCAAGCGGUGGCUAGCGGAACUGCGGCUGCGCAUAUUGCUGCAAAGGCUCGUGACUCAAAUCACUUCACAGUGACGGUUAACGUGGAGCCUAAUACUGAGGCUGUUUUCAACUUGACCUACGAAGAGCUUUUGGUUCGGCGUAAUGGAGUGUAUAACCACGCCAUCAAUCUGCAUCCUGGGUCGCUUGUACCGAAUCUAUCAGUCACCGUGAACAUCCACGAGUCAGAGAAGAUCACGAAGCUAAGAGUGCCUGAGGUCAGGACAGGCAACGAGAUUGAUGCCACUGCAGAGGAUACACAAAAUUCCAAAGCAGUAAUCCAUCACCCUCACGAUGAUCGUCUAGCGACAGUUACAUUCAAACCCGAUCUUGAAGAGCAAAGAAGACUCAUCGGAAUUUAUAUGGAAAAGUCCAAAGAGUCGCAAUCAAAUAUGCGAAGUUUUUAUAACCCUGUGGAACCCGAUGUUGAGGAAAAAAAUGAAGGCGUCUUGGGACAAUUUGUUGUACAAUACGACGUGGAUCGCCCUAAAAAUGGGGAAAUUAUAGUUAACAAUGGCUACUUCGUUCACUUCUUCGCACCGUCUAACUUGCCGCCGUUGAACAAGCACGUGGUGUUCGUGUUGGACACAUCCGGCUCUAUGUCAGACAGAAAAAUCGUGCAACUACGGGAAGCGAUGGAAACUAUCCUGAGUGAUCUAAACAGAGGAGAUUAUUUUAAUAUUGUCGAGUUCGAUUCCAGUGUCACGGUCCAUGAAUUGAAAGAAGCGGAUGAGGAACCGGCACGGCCAUUAUAUCACUAUUACAGAACGUCAUAUGUUCCGAAGGUGAAACUAGUAGCACCAUCGCCGGCCACAGAAGAAAAUAAAGCGAAAGCUACAGUCAUCGUAAACAGACUAGAAGCUUCUGGAGGUACAAAUAUUGGUCAAGCUUUGGACAUCGCAGUGCAGAUCGUCAAGAAGGGUCUCAGUACAAACAACGAAGCGCACGAUGAUUUCGUAGAGAAUAACCCCGAUAUAGAAACAGACUCGGUCUCUGCGCCCCACACUGAGUCCACGACCUUACCUACGACUGUUGCGUCCGAAUUAUCUAAGCCUGAAAACGAAGCUGUCAAACUUGAGCCAAUCAUUAUCUUUUUGACGGACGGCGAUCCUACUGUUGGUGAAACCAAUCCAACGAAAAUUAUCAACCAUCUAACCGAAAAGAAUUACGGAGUUAACAAAGCAGCAAUAUUUUCUCUAGCUUUUGGACAAGACGCGGAUCGCAAGUUCCUGCGCAAGAUAUCGCUGCGAAACGACGGAUUCAUGCGGCAUAUCUACGAGGCUGCGGACGCAGCGCAGCAGCUUCGUGACUUUUAUCGGCAGGUGUCGUCCCCACUGUUAGCACAUCUUAAAUUCAUCUACCCUCCUAAUCAGGUGAAAAGUGAUUCGCUAACUAAGCACUCGUUCCGUUCAUACUACGAUGGCUCGGAGGUGGUGGUGGCCGGUCAGGUGGAUGAGACCGCCACUGAGAUCGUGUCGUCUUUAAAUGCCUACUGCGCCGUCGACAACCAAACGGGCAGUGUUCCGUACGAUGUAACAUUGACAGCACCGAUACCUCGUUCGAAGAACUACUACUUACCUCUGGAACGACUUUGGGCCUAUCUCACUGUUAAACAACUUCUGGAUAAAAAGGACGCACAAUUGGACUCAGAAAAGUCUGAAGCCAAAGAAAAGACUCCCGAAAAAGAAGCUCUGAAUAUAGCAUUGAAGUACCAGUUGGUGACUCCGCUGACGUCACUGGUAGUGGUCAAGCCCAAUGACACGAAAAAUGCUGUGAAUGCCGAAUCUGUUGACAAAGUUGCCAAUGACAAUCACGGCUUUGCACACGGUUUAGCAGGCUUUAUACGUGAUACCGCAUUGGCCCCGUUAUCCACGAAUAUAGGCGGAGCACAUCAUCACAUGUAUGUAGGAUCCUAUCCUGUUCCUCAAGCAUCUUACGCAAGUGCCAUUCUUCCAGGUUCAUCACUUACGCGGGAUAACGGAGUUGUGGAAAUGCAAGUAGAUCCGACCCUGGCUCACGCUGCUGGCCCGUUACAAUACGACGAUGUGGAAAGUCUCGACUACGAAGUGGAGCAGGCGUCACCUGGCUACAGAUCUACGAUUCCCACAUUACCGUCAUGGCAGAUGAGCAAGAGAGUUCCGGACUACCACACUACGUCUCUCAUAUCUCCGAGAGGUUCAACGGGACCCAUCAAUCACUCGUCAGACCAUAUGCAACCGGACUAUUACAUUACAACCCCUCGAGUGGUAACCAGUUCCAUCAGUCCCCUAAAUAAGUACGGAUUAGAGAGAUACUCUUGGGCAAUACAUCUGCUCAAUACCACUACUGAUUCACUUGUGGUCGAAGUCAAUGGAAUCGCGCUUAACUUGAAACUUAUCAAGGACAACAGGAUACCGUUGAUCCCUGGAGGUGACCCUGUAUGCAACAAUGCAAUAGACGGAGCCACCGGUAACUGCAUCUACAUCACAAGUUGUGUGGCAGCACAAAACAUCACCGUAGAGAAUUAUUCGAAAUCUGCUUGCAUCUUUGAUUCUGGAUACGCAGGAGUUUGCUGUCCCGAAGAUCGAAAUGCAAACAUAUCCGCGUGAUACAGACCAAGAAAAUUACAUGAAAUUAGAUAGUGGUUACAAAGAAAUUCUCCGAAAUGUGAUUAUUUAUAAGUUAUUAUUUAUAGGUUUACACAAUACGUUGUGAAUUCAUAGGUGCUAAUAAACUGUAUGGUGCCAUGUUAACAUUAUGUUAUACAUCCGUUGAUGAUCUGCGGAAGGUUUUAUUAUUAUUAGGUUAUUAUCGAACGUUUCUUAAAUAACAAAUAAAAAAUAAUCUUAC
Achroia grisella is the source of this 3433-nucleotide messenger RNA. RefSeq names its product inter-alpha-trypsin inhibitor heavy chain H4-like. The record is from RefSeq and is a predicted model, not a curated record. The transcript is spliced from 25 exons. Lineage: Eukaryota; Metazoa; Arthropoda; Insecta; Lepidoptera; Pyralidae. The coding region runs from base 163 to 3192 and encodes 1009 amino acids.